CCCCGCGCCCGCCCGGCCCGCGCCCCCGCGUCCCCGCGUCCCCGCGUCCCCCCAUCGCCUUGCUCGGAAGCUGCCGGAGCCUCACAACUUCGCUAUUUGGCUCUAGGUUCUCUGGCAGGCCGUUUUCUUUUCUCAUUCGCUCAUCAGCCAGGAAAAGGGACUCGCUGUUGGCGCUUCGGCCUCCUGUUCAUUGAGAAAAAGAGGAAAUACUCCGCGUGCGCUCCCAGAAGAGGAGAGUCGCCUCCAGCACGAACCCCAGAGUGUUCAACCGCGGGCACCUUGGCUCCGGAUUUUCAUUUCCUUUUUCCUCCCGUCUAUUGAUCUGAAGUUGGACUGAAGCAGGUUGGAAAGAGGGGGGUAAAAAGUUUGCAUCGGGCUGGAUUUAUUUGCACAUCGCAGGAAGAAGAGAACCCGAGGAACAGGGGUUGGUGCAAAGCCGCGAUCACGUUUCCUCAGGAGUUCAGAUGUGGUCUAAGCCUGCUGGAGUGACCACACAUCCAAGACCUGAUGGAGGCAAGAGCUCAGAAUGGCGGGUCACAGCCCUUGCUGCAGACACCCCGUGACGGUGGCAGGCAGCGUGGGGAGCCCGACCCCAGAGAUGCCCUCACCCAGCAAGUUCAUGUGUUGUCUCUGGAUCAGAUCAGAGCCAUCCGAAACACCAAUGAGUACACAGAGGGACCCACCGUGGUCCCGAGACCUGGGCUCAAGCCUGCCUCUCGUCCCUCCAUGCAGCACAAACCCGAGAGACUCCACGGGCUGCCCGAGCACCGCCAGCCUCCCAGGCUCCAGCACUCCCAGGUCCAUACUUCUGUGCGAGUCCCUCUGUCCAGGUCCAUCAGCACAGUCAGCUCAGGGUCGCGGAGCAGUACGAGGACGAGCACCAGCAGCAUUUCCUCCGAACAGAGGCUCUUAGGAUCAUCCUUCUCCUCUGUGCCAGUUGCUGAUGGAAUAAUCCGGGUGCAGCCCAAAUCUGAGCUCAAGCCUGGUGAGCUUAAGCCGCUGAGCAAGGAAGAUUUGGGCCUGCACGCCUACAGGUGUGAGGACUGCGGCAAGUGCAAGUGUAAGGAGUGCACCUACCCGAGGCCUCUGCCAUCAGACUGGAUUUGCGACAAGCAGUGCCUUUGCUCAGCCCAGAACGUGAUUGACUAUGGGACUUGUGUGUGCUGUGUGAAAGGUCUCUUCUAUCACUGUUCUAAUGAUGAUGAGGACAACUGUGCUGACAACCCGUGUUCUUGCAGCCAGUCUCACUGUUGUACACGAUGGUCAGCCAUGGGGGUCAUGUCACUCUUUUUGCCUUGUUUAUGGUGUUACCUUCCAGCCAAGGGUUGCCUUAAAUUGUGUCAGGGGUGUUAUGACCGGGUUAACAGACCUGGAUGCCGUUGUAAAAACUCAAACACAGUUUGCUGCAAAGUUCCCACUGUCCCACCUAGGAACUUUGAAAAACCAACAUAGCAUCAUUAAUUGGGAGUAUUGCAGUAAUCAAGGAGUGUUCCUUUUUUUUUUUUUUUUUUUUUU
Molecule: messenger RNA, 1515 nt
Organism: Choloepus didactylus (southern two-toed sloth)
Lineage: Eukaryota; Metazoa; Chordata; Mammalia; Pilosa; Megalonychidae
Gene: SPRY2
Product: sprouty RTK signaling antagonist 2
Exons: 2
Coding region: 508-1452 (314 amino acids)
Biological process (GO): negative regulation of Ras protein signal transduction; negative regulation of MAP kinase activity; multicellular organism development
Cellular component (GO): membrane; cytosol
Source: RefSeq, a predicted model, not a curated record